Messenger RNA from Herpailurus yagouaroundi (jaguarundi), 2385 nucleotides. Its product is annotated as DNA-directed RNA polymerase, mitochondrial-like. The record is from RefSeq and is a predicted model, not a curated record. Gene Ontology annotation, molecular function: DNA-directed RNA polymerase activity; mitochondrial promoter sequence-specific DNA binding. The transcript has 10 exons. Gene Ontology annotation, biological process: mitochondrial transcription. The annotation marks the transcript as partial. Gene Ontology annotation, cellular component: mitochondrial DNA-directed RNA polymerase complex. NCBI's taxonomy places the organism in Eukaryota, Metazoa, Chordata, Mammalia, Carnivora, Felidae.
UCGGACACCCAGGUGGCGGUGCCCUGCCUGCCGCGGCAGUACUGGGAGACACUGGGGGCGCCCGAGGCCCCCCAUGAGCAGCCCUGGCCCUUGCCUGUGCUGGUGCAGCUGGGCAAGCGUUUGGCGGAGAUGCUGGUGGAGGUGGUGCGAAUGCCCGGCAGCCUGGCCGCCCCCCAGGGCUCCUGCUCGCUCAUACCGGUGCUCUACCACGUGUACUCCUUCCGCAGCUUCCGCCAGAUCGGGAUCCUGAAGCCACACCCGGCCUUCACGCAGCUGCUGGCGACCGCAGCGGAGCACACGCUGACCUUUGAGGCGGCCGAGGUGCCCAUGCUGUGCCCACCACUGCCCUGGACGUCACCGCACACGGGCGCCUUCCUGCUGAGUCCCACUAAGCUCGUGCGCUCCGUGGAGGGCACCACGCAGCACCAGCGCCUGCUGGACAGCUGCCCGCCCGCCGAGCUGCACGGCGCCCUGGACGCCCUCACCCAGCUGGGCAACUGCGCCUGGCGCGUCAACAGCCGCGUGCUGGACCUGGUGCUGGAGCUCUUCGCCGCCAAGGGCUGCCCCCGCCUGGGUGUGCCGGCCCCGCCCUCCGAGGCGCCCCGGCCGCCUGAGGGCCGCCUGCCGCCGGACGCCUCGCCUGCCCAGAAGGCCGAGCUGCGGCGGGAGCUGGCCCGCUGCCUCAAAGUGGCCCGGGAGAUGCACAGCCUGCGGUCGGACGCGCUAUACCGCCUCUCGCUGGCGCAGCACCUGCGUCACUGCGUCUUCUGGCUGCCCCACAACAUGGACUUCCGCGGCCGCACCUACCCCUGCCCGCCCCACUUCAACCACCUGGGCAGCGACCUGGCGCGCGCCCUGCUGGAGUUCGCCCAGGGCCGCCCGCUCGGCCCCCGCGGCCUCGACUGGCUCAAGAUCCACCUGGUCAACCUGACCGGGCUCAAGAAGCGGGAGCCGCUGCAGGCGCGCCUGGUUUUCGCCGACGAGGUGAUGGAGGACAUUCUGGACUCUGCCGACCGGCCCAUGACGGGCCGCAAGUGGUGGAUGGAGGUGGAGGAGCCCUGGCAGGCCCUGGCCUGCUGCAUGGAGAUCGCUCGGGCCGUGCGCGCUCCCGACCCCACUGCCUAUAUUUCUCACUUCCCGGUCCACCAGGACGGCUCCUGUAACGGGCUGCAGCACUAUGCCGCUCUCGGCCGCGACAGCAUCGGGGCCGCCUCCGUCAACCUGCUGCCCUCGGACGUGCCGCAGGACGUGUACAGCGGAGUGGCCGCGCAGGUGGAGGUGUUCCGCAGUCAGGACGCCAAGCGGGGCGUGCGGGUCGCUCAGGUGCUCGAGGGGUUCAUCAGCCGCAAGGUGGUGAAGCAGACGGUGAUGACUGUGGUGUACGGGGUCACCCGCUAUGGGGGCCGCCUGCAGAUCGAGAGGCGCCUGCGGGAGCUCAGCGACUUCCCCCAGGAGUUCGUGUGGGAGGCGUCUCACUACCUGGUGCGCCAGGUGUUCAACAGUCUCCAGGAGAUGUUCUCGGGCACGCGGGCCAUCCAGCACUGGCUGACUGAGAGUGCCCGGCUCAUUGCCCACGCGGGCUCAGCUGUGGAGUGGGUCACGCCCCUGGGCAUCCCCAUCAUCCAGCCCUACCACCGGGACUCCAAGGUCAUGAUCAGCGGCGGGAUCCAGAGCCUCACCUUCAGCCACAGUGGGGAUACCAGCCAGAGGCCCAACACACUGAAGCAGAAGAAUGGCUUCCCCCCCAACUUCAUCCACUCUCUGGACUCUUCACACAUGAUGCUCACAGCCCUGCACUGCUACAGGUGGGCCCCACGUCUGCAGCUUGCCUCGUGGGCCGGGCGUGCUCAGACUGUGUCCGUUAGCGAUCUGUGUGCACACCCUCUUCUGGGUGUUGGGGACACGGUGGGGACCCAGAGAGUGGGGAAGGCAGGUGGUGAGGCCGGGUCAGACAGGGUCAGGGGACCAGGACCGAGGCCUACAGGAGGCGAGGACCCUAGUCACAUGGGUCGUGGGACCCAGUGCCCAGAAAAGGACUACACGUCAGCAUACAUAAAGGCCCCGAGGCGGCGAGGUGUGUGUGAGGGGGAAGCAGCUGGCUGGGCCGGUGGGGAAGGUGUCACUGCUCGAGUGAGAAGUGCCUGUGGUUCCAUCCAAGGGAGUGCCGGCAGCACGCUGUUCUGACGGAUUCGUGGGCCUUGUAGGGGGAAGCGUCUGGGUUUCUGUUCUGAGCUCUGCAGAGGCACCCAAGCAUGGCCAUAGGGCAGGUGUGUGGAUAGUCGGGUUAGAAAGGAGCCAGCGUUCAGAGACAGGUUGCCAUUUGUGCCUGGCUCCUGCGGGUGGCACAGGACCCCUGGGACGGAGCCCUGCAGUGAUGGGUGGGGG